AUGCAAGAAGAAUACUUUAAUGAACAACAUCAAAUAGUUGAACUUUAUUUUCUUCUUGUUGCCAAAUACAAUUCAUCGAUUAUCAAUUAUAAGAAGUUUCUUUUGUCUAUCUUUAUAGCCAAUUUUAAACAUAAAAAUAAUUUAAAUGAUUUAGAUAUUUAUUUAGAGAUUAAAAAAACUAAUCCCAAAUUCGAAAUUGAAGCCAAAUAUCAUAUUGCAUUGUAUUAUAAAAAGCAAAAAAAAUACAAAGAAGCACUAGACAUUGCCAAAGAAAUUCCUGAUAACUACAGAAAUAUAAAAAUUAUUAUGGCUUAUUGCAAUAAGGAAAUUGGUUAUGACGAAUUUGCUUUUAAACUCUAUGAAGAAAUUACAAAUAAACAAAUAGAAGAUUUAAAGAAAGAAGAAAAGUUUAAUAAAGUAGAACAAGAUCUUAGAGUGACAAAAGAUAGGUUUAAAAAUGAUCUUGAAAUUUGGAAAUAUAUUAAAAAUGAACAUGAAGGCUUAUCUGAGAUUGCGGAUAAAAAAAUCAAUAAAUACAAUCAUA
This is a messenger RNA of Racocetra fulgida, 544 nucleotides long. Lineage: Eukaryota; Fungi; Glomeromycota; Glomeromycetes; Diversisporales; Gigasporaceae. The record is from the annotation of a GenBank genome assembly.